Messenger RNA from Brassica rapa (field mustard), 648 nucleotides. RefSeq lists its product as uncharacterized. The record is from RefSeq and is a predicted model, not a curated record. Lineage: Eukaryota; Viridiplantae; Streptophyta; Magnoliopsida; Brassicales; Brassicaceae.
AUGCUGGAGCAGAAAAAUAUUGGCACAAGAACUCGUGUGGUAGUGGAUGAGGCCAACAAAUUUAAGUAUCUGUUUUUUGCCCUGGGAGCUAGCAUAGAAGGGUUCAGUGCGAUGAGGAAAGUCCUCAUUGUGGAUGGAACACACCUAAAAAAUGUUUAUGGUGGAGUUCUCCUUGUUGCGACUGCUCAGGAUCCUGAUCAUCACCACUACCCAAUUGCGUUUGGUGUAGCAGAUGGUGACAAUGAUGAAAGCUGGAUAUGGUUUAUGGAACAGUUGAAAUCAGUGAUAUCUGAUGUCCCGGGAUUGGUAUUUCUUUCAGAUAGAAACAAAAGCUUGAUCAAAUCAGUACAUCUAGUGUUCCCUGAGGCCGAACAAGGGUAUUGUAUAUGGCAUUUGUCUCAGAAUGUUAAAGUCCACGUCCAUAACAACAAAGAUACUUGUGCAAGCAAGUUUAGAGACUGUGCACACGCUUAUACGGAGGCUGAGUUCAAGUACCAUUAUCAUGCUUUUCGCCGGAGGUAUCCUAGUGCAGUAGCGUAUCUUGACAAAAGUGUUGAAGAGAAGAAGUGGGCUAGAUGUUACUUCAGAGGAGAUAGGUACAAUGUUGACACCACCAAUUCACACCACCAAUUCAGUAGAAUCUUUUAA